Molecule: messenger RNA, 3146 nt
Organism: Vidua macroura (Pin-tailed whydah)
Lineage: Eukaryota; Metazoa; Chordata; Aves; Passeriformes; Viduidae
Gene: PRKAR2A
Product: protein kinase cAMP-dependent type II regulatory subunit alpha
Exons: 11
Coding region: 169-1368 (399 amino acids)
Biological process (GO): regulation of protein phosphorylation
Cellular component (GO): cAMP-dependent protein kinase complex
Molecular function (GO): cAMP-dependent protein kinase regulator activity
Source: RefSeq, a predicted model, not a curated record
CGCGCCCCGCGGCUCGUGUGACCGGAGCGGCGGGAGUCGGUCCGCGCCCGUCUGGGAGGCCCUGAGCCCGCACCGCCACCGGCACCGCCGGCCGCGGACGUGGGGAGGGACGGACGGAGGGAGGGAGGCAGACAGGGAGGCGAGGGGGCCUCCCGGGUGUCCGGCACCAUGAGCAUCGAGAUCCCGCCGGGCCUCACCGAGCUGCUGCAGGGCUACACGGUGGAGGUGCUGCGGCACCGGCCGUCCGACCUGCUGGGCUUCGCCGCCGAGUACUUCGCCCGCCUGCGGGAUGCCCGCGACCAGGAGGCGGGCGGCGGCCGCAGGGUGGUCAGUUUCGACGGGGAGCCCAUGCAGACCGAGUCCAACGGCGACGAGGAGCCCGACCGUGGUGACGACGACUCCGACUCCGACUUCGAGCCUCCAGUUGUUAACCGAUACAACAGAAGAGUAUCAGUUUGUGCUGAAGCUUUCAAUCCAGAUGAAGAGGAAGAAGAUACAGAACAAAGGGUAGUUCAUCCAAAAACUGAUGAACAGCGAUGCAGACUGCAGGAAGCCUGUAAAGAUAUCCUGCUCUUCAAAAACCUAGAUCAGGAGCAGCUGUCUCAGGUCCUUGAUGCCAUGUUUGAGAGGAAGGUGAAACCUCAGGAACAUGUGAUUGACCAAGGUGAUGAUGGAGAUAACUUCUAUGUCGUUGAGCGAGGAUUGUAUGAUAUUUUUGUAGCAAAAGACAACCAGUCUCGCUGCGUGGGCCGCUACGAUAAUCACGGCAGUUUUGGGGAGCUGGCGUUGAUGUACAACACUCCUAGAGCUGCCACCAUUGUUGCCACAACAGAAGGAGCCCUUUGGGGACUGGAUCGAGUGACAUUCAGAAGAAUUAUACUGAAAAACAACGCAAAGAAGAGGAAGACGUAUGAAUUAUUUAUUGAGUCUGUGCCCCUUCUUAAAUCCUUGGAGGCGUCAGAGCGAAUGAAGAUAGUGGAUGUUAUAGGAGAGAAGGUGUAUCAAGAUGGGGAACGUAUAAUUUCUCAGGGUGACAAAGCAGACUGUUUUUACAUUGUAGAAUCUGGAGAAGUAAAAAUCUUGAUUAAAAGCAAGACUAUGACGAGUAAAGAAGCUAAUCAAGAAGUGGAGAUUGCCCGGUGUCACAGAGGGCAGUAUUUUGGAGAGCUUGCACUUGUUACCAACAAACCCAGAGCAGCCUCUGCCUAUGCUGUUGGGGAGGUCAAAUGUUUAGUCAUGGAUGUGCAAGCAUUUGAGAGGUUGCUUGGACCCUGCAUGGACAUUAUGAAGAGGAAUAUAACACAUUACGAGGAGCAACUGGUGGCAAUGUUUGGCUCUAGCAUGGACCUGAUGGAUCCAGGGAAUUAGGCACAGGGUACCUCAAUGCCUUCUUAGUUCAAGACACAGAAAAGCCUCCUAUCAGCAACACAACUCACAAGGACAACGGACACUACGGAACAGUUACUGCUGCUGUUUUCUUGGGCAUUUUAGAAACCAUAAACAAGUCUCAGCACAGAUGGAUUGCUCACUCCUCCCUGCCUCCACUUUGCUGCUGAUACUUCAUUAUUAGACCUAGAUUAAAGAUGAUUCUAACCCUAUGUUCACUUACUUGGUUCAGAAUGGCGUCUGUCCAGCAGUUCAAGUGCCUGAUACGAAACCCAAAGUGUACAAGACACAGAAGCCUCCUUCCUUCUGGGUGUUACUGUUGGGGUAAAUUGUCCCUUCAGAUUCUGUAGUGGGAGGUUGCCUGUUCUGCAGAAGCAGCCUUUGGAAUACAAGCCUUUUAUGGGCUGAUUACCUUCAUCUGAUGCUUUCCUUACACAAUGUCAAAUUUGCUUUUAAUUGUAGCAUCUGGGUUUGAAGUUAAAGUAUCAAUGGAGCCAAUGAAUAAGAUGGCACUGAAGUUUUGGUCCACCUGCUGAAAGCAGCAGGUAAUAAAUAUAGAGAACUCUUUAAACCAAGUAAACUGAGCUGGGGACAUGGGAGAGUCUGCUUAGCAACCAGAUGCAGAAAACGUAUUUUUAGUGUUUUCUGAGCAGCAAAGAAAAUUGGUUUACUCUAUGCUGUCCAACAAAGUGCAGUGGUUCAGAUCAAAUGGCCUGAAUGUGUCAUAAUUGUUAUCUCCCCACAUUUGCUCCUUGUUUCUGACACUGAGUACAUUUUGUGGUGGUGAGAUAACAAUAUAUGACCUUCUCUUGCUUACAGAGAUCCUUUAUACUGCUACGUUUCCCAGGGUGCAGUUGUUGACUGGGUCAGUUUUAAAGCUUUUUAAGGAGGUGAAUGUUUUGUAAUUUAAAUGAAGACCACUUCUGUACUUGUUUACAGGAGCUUCCCCUAGUCCUAACAUUUCACAGUAUUUUAACUUCAUUAGACACUUGAAUGCUUCCAAAUACCACAUUGAUUUGCUAAAGUUUUCAAAAGUUGGCAACAUUUGACUUUGUAAAGCAAAUGUCUUUUGCUAACUAUGCAGUUGGUGUGUUUGAGGAGUCUUUUUGGUUUAGGUGAUAACUAAGCUAAUGAUGUUUAUCUAAAAUACCUGUUAAAUUUGCAGCAUUUAUUAGGUAGAUUCUGUUUCUAUAGCUUUAAGGACCUUAAUUGGCAUAUGGCUGAGAUUUUAUCAGGGUAUUAUCUAAAUAAGAACCAGACCAUGAGAAGGACAUUUUUAUGGUGUUCAAACAGACUAUAUAUAUUAAGACAUAGAAUUUGGAGAUAAUAAAUCUAGUGACCCUUUGAGUUUGCAUUCUUCUACAGCUCAUGCAAAACAUAUCGGUGUUUUAUGGGGUUAUAAAAUUUUAAUAGUGAAUACUAGUGUAACAGAACUUGCUCUUUUUAUUCAUGGCCAUGUAAGCAAGAAUGGAAGGAUGCUAAUCUUGAAUUCCUGCUUUCAGUUAUCACAGUGGACAUUUCUCUAAGGCAUGAGAUGCUUAGCAGCAACUCUAAGUUGAUUUCUGGACAGUUUUUUCCCCAUAGUGGAUGAGCUCCUCCCAUUUCCUGCAAUAUGAGUAAGAUGGAAAGUUGAUAAAUUUGAAUGACUGUUGUCCAGUUACUGUAAUUGCAGUCAUAUUUUUAUAUAAUGCAAAUGAUUUGUAAUGGACACCACUGAACUUGGUGUUUCCAUAUUAUUAAAGUUCUGGUUGUGAUGUCUA